AUGGGAGACGUAAUUAUUUCUGUAACUGAAGCAAAACGAGAAGAUAUUAACCAAGGCGUUGCCCAAAGCAGUGUCCAAGCACAUGCAUCUCUGCAAUGCAAUCGUAAAAAACGUACUUAUGAUAAUGCUGAUUUGUAUGAAGGUGCAAUGUACUGCAUUGUCUCAACGGAUAUGAUU
This is a messenger RNA of Funneliformis mosseae, 177 nucleotides long. Lineage: Eukaryota; Fungi; Glomeromycota; Glomeromycetes; Glomerales; Glomeraceae. The record is from the annotation of a GenBank genome assembly.